CAGCUCUCGCGGUCCGCCGGCUGCGGCAGGGAGCAGCUUCUGUUUGCGACGCGCGAGAGCGCUUGGAGCCACGUCUGAAUCACCCCGCGAGGAAGAUGGAAGCCACGCUGGGCUACUGGGACAUCCGGGGGUUGGCCCAUGCCAUCAGACUGCUCUUAGAGUAUACCAGGACCCCCUAUGAAGAGAAACGCUAUGUUGUUGGAAAAGAAGUGCCAUCAGGAAGCACUUCACCACCACUUGGAGUUCUUGGCAUUGUUCCAAAUUUUGAUGCAAGUGAAUGGACAAGUGUGAAGGAGAAGCUGGGCUUGGACUUCCCAAAUCUCCCAUAUCUUAUUGAUGGUGAGAGGAAGAUUACCCAGAGCAAUGCCAUCCUGCGAUACAUUGCACGCAAGCACAAGAUGUGUGGUGAGACUGAAGAAGAAAUGAACAGGUUAGACAUGCUGGAGAGCCAGUUCAUGGAUUUCCGAAUAGGCCUUGGAAAAUUGUGCUACAGUCCAGAUUUUGAGAAACUGAAGCCUGAGUAUUUGGAGUUACUACCUGGGAAGCUCAAGCAGUAUUCUCAAUUUCUGGGGGACAGGAAAUGGUUUGCAGGAAACAAGCUCAGCUACGUAGAUUUCAUUGCUUAUGAUACGUUGGAUAUACAUCAAAUGCUGGAGCCAAAGUGCUUGGAUCAGUUCCCAAAUCUGAAGGAGUUCCUUCGUCGCUUUGAGGCCUUGGAGAAGAUUGCUGCCUACAUGAAAUCAAGCCGCUGCAUAAAGACUCCUAUCUUUUCGAGUUGUGCCAUGUGGGGCAACAAAAAAGUCUAGAGGAGACCACAAGCCUCACAGGGAUAACAACUGUAGACACCGUGUGAAUGAGAGACCUUGAGCCAUUCAUAAUUCCUCCAUACUUUCAAACUUUAUUAUGAUUCUAAGACACAUGUUCACCUAAUAAAGAAUAUAAGGAACUGAAAAA
This is a messenger RNA of Python bivittatus (Burmese python), 954 nucleotides long. Its product is annotated as glutathione S-transferase Mu 4-like. Gene Ontology annotation, molecular function: glutathione transferase activity. The record is from RefSeq and is a predicted model, not a curated record. Gene Ontology annotation, biological process: glutathione metabolic process. Lineage: Eukaryota; Metazoa; Chordata; Lepidosauria; Squamata; Pythonidae.